This is a messenger RNA of Podarcis muralis (Common wall lizard), 1708 nucleotides long. RefSeq names its product peroxiredoxin like 2C (gene PRXL2C). The record is from RefSeq and is a predicted model, not a curated record. Lineage: Eukaryota; Metazoa; Chordata; Lepidosauria; Squamata; Lacertidae.
AGCGCCCCGAUGGCUGGCCUCGCCUUCCCUUCCCUCCUCUGGGCGGAGUUCCCUAGCCCAAAACAAGGGAAGGAGUUCAGGCUCUCCGCCCCGGCCGGCCUCCCCCCUCCGCCUCCCUGCCCGGGGUCCCAGCAUGGCGGGCCAGGGCGCCCCGGGGGCCCCGCUGCCCGUCACGCGCCAAGUGGGCGCCCGGGUUCGCCCCCUCGCCGAUGCGCCCGUGGAGCUGCGAGACGCCGCCCGGCGCCUGGUGGUGGACGCGGCCGGGAAAGCGGUUCCCUUCGGAUCCCUGUACCGGGAGCGGAAGGCGAUCGUGGUGUUUGUGCGGCAUUUCUUGUGUUACGCCUGUAAGGAAUAUGUGGAAGAUCUGGGCAAAAUUCCCAAGACAUUUUUACAAGAUGCAAAUGUCAGACUUGUGGUUAUUGGACAAUCAUCGCACCAUCACAUUAAGCCGUUUUGCACUUUGACAGGUUAUCCUCAUGAAAUGUAUGUGGAUCCUGAAAGGGAAAUCUACAGGAUGCUUGGGAUGAAAAGGGGUGAAGCAUCUGCUACAUCAGUGCAAAGUCCUCAUGUAAAAUCCAACCUGCUGUCAGGAAGUAUCAAGAGCAUGUGGAGAGCAAUGACGAGCCCUGCAUUUGAUUUUCAAGGAGAUCCAGCUCAGCAGGGGGGCACUUUGAUUUUAGGUCCAGGGAAUGAAAUCCACCAUGUGCACCUUGACCAGAACAGAUUGGACCAUGUUCCCAUUAACACUCUUUUGCAACUUGCUGGAGUUCAAGCAGUAAACUUCACCAACAGAUCUCCAAUUAUUGAUGUGUGACUUUGUCAAAAGGAGAAAAAACCCAGGAGGCGAGUUAAACGAUACAUGUCAACAGUGUGUUCAGCAAAUAAUUUUGGGUGAGGUUACAUUGGAAGAUUCCAGGCUACUGAAUAGUUCGGUUUCCGGUGGGUAAAAAUGGACUUCACACUUUAUUGUUUCAUUGAACACAAAGUUAAGUUGUGAUGUGUUUAACAUCAAAAAAAGUGAUGUUUAAACUUGCAUAAAUAUAUACUUGGCAUACACAGUGUAUAGGUUUUAUUCCAUCACAGCCUUUAUCAUUAUUAGUGAGUUCUGUCUUCUGAACCCCUGUCUCACAAUGACUUAAUAAAAGGGACAUAUUUUUCUACAGGUUAAAUAAAAAUGUAAAUUUCUACUGUCUGUAAAACAGCUUCUUUGAUGAGUCAAAACAAAACGGUUAUGAUUUGGACCCAGUGGUGAAGACUCUGCAGUCCUCUUCAACAAUAUUGACAUGGACUCAAUGGGUAGUAGGCAACUAAGUUUUAUUCAGAGUAAAUUCUAAGAAAUGAAUUAAUUUGUUUGCUGUGAAUAAAACUUAAUUGAAUACCACCUGAUAGGCUGUGAGGAACUGAAACGUGCAAAGAAAAGUAAUUUUGUGUCCUGUCCCUCAGAACUAUGUAGGGAAUUACUUCCAGACCUUGAGUUAAAACUUCUGUUUGUUUUUUUGUUUUGGGGGGGGGGGGUUAGGAAAACCUGUAACAUCAAAUAUUGUACUCCAAGUAAGCAUUUAGGGCUAUGAACUUUCAUACCUUUUGCCCAAUUUGGUCCCCAGAAGGUUCAAUACAAAAUAAUGUGUGGAUUCACCAUGGAAAAUACAAGGAAGGAUAGCACAAAAUAUGCAUGCCAUGUGUGGAAUAAAUCUUGUUAUUCAGUUUU